Molecule: messenger RNA, 822 nt
Organism: Ornithodoros turicata
Lineage: Eukaryota; Metazoa; Arthropoda; Arachnida; Ixodida; Argasidae
Exons: 1
Coding region: 1-822 (273 amino acids)
Source: RefSeq, a predicted model, not a curated record
AUGCCCGAAGAUGUAGAUGUCCCUGCUCCUGGCAGGGAAACAUUUCCGGGGACCGCUAACGGCUGCGGCUGUCUCCGACGCUUCCUGCAGCCGUCUCUACUUCGUCACCGACCACAAGUCAGGGGCAUGGUUUCUCGUCGAUACCGGCGCCGAAGUCAGUGUGCUACCGCUCAGUGUACAAACGCUCAUGACCGGCGACACAAGCCCCUUUUCCACCUCACUGCCGUGUACAACACCUGCGUUCUGGUCUACCACCAUGUGUCCCUUACGCUGAAGCUUGGGCUGCACCGAAAUUUCCCAUGGCUCUUCCUCGUAGCAGCCGUCGACAGAACAAUCUUGGGGGCGGACUUUCUUCAGAAUUUCCGCCUUACGGUCGACGUAGCGCGCAAGCGCCUCGUAGACUUGUCCACAAACCUCUCUGUCCGAGCUUUCUCUGCUAGUGACGUUCCAUUUCCGACGCUCACGACCAUUUCUGCCUUGCUGUCACCGUACGCUGCCAUCCUGCGUGAAUUUUCCACACUUACGCAAGCACCUGAUUGGUCGAAGCCUGUCAGUCACAGCGUAGUUCACUACAUCAAGACCUCCGGCGCUCCAGUUUUCGCGCGGCCUCGUCGCCUCGCCCCGGAGACGUUUAAGAUGGUGCGCGCGGAGUUCAACCACAUGCUCGCUAUCGGUGUGGCCCGGCCUUCCUCAAGUGGCUGGUCAUCGCCGUUGCACAUGGCUCCAAAGAAGACCGGUCACAAACGCCCAUGCGGCGAUUACCGCGCCCUGAAUCUUUCCACCGUUCUGAAUCGCUACACACUACCUCGCCUUCACGGUUAG